Messenger RNA from Synchiropus splendidus (mandarinfish), 1422 nucleotides. RefSeq names its product transcription factor 7-like 1-B. Gene Ontology annotation, cellular component: beta-catenin-TCF complex. Gene Ontology annotation, biological process: canonical Wnt signaling pathway; regulation of transcription by RNA polymerase II. The record is from RefSeq and is a predicted model, not a curated record. The coding region runs from base 72 to 833 and encodes 253 amino acids. The transcript is spliced from 5 exons. Gene Ontology annotation, molecular function: DNA-binding transcription factor activity, RNA polymerase II-specific; RNA polymerase II cis-regulatory region sequence-specific DNA binding. NCBI's taxonomy places the organism in Eukaryota, Metazoa, Chordata, Actinopteri, Syngnathiformes, Callionymidae.
AGCACUAAAGGCAUCAAAGACAGACGUCUGAGUCUGAACUAGAUUUUGUUCUCACUACUCUCCGGUCAGACAUGGAGCUCGCCGCCACCAACUUUCUGUCAUCGGUUGAUCCAGGUUUCCACCAUUCUCCAUCUUCCUGCCACAGCAUGAUCGUUUGCACCUACGAUCAUCCCAGAGUCCCACUGGAACAGUCUGGACCAAACAGGGCUCAGCCAGGUGUGGGUUUGGCUUCUCCCAGACGUGCCAAGGACGCACCGACUCAUGACGCCCAAGGCAACCAGGUCAUCUGCAUCCCCUCGCUGAAGACAAAACAGGUGCUGAGGAGUCCAAAUGGGACCGUUCUGGAUGCCUCUGGACUCUUGGAACAGAAAAAAGCAGCCCGUUUAAAGACGGACAACAAAAAGCCACCAAACUCCUUUAUGCUGUUCAUGAGGGAGAACAGGUCCAGGGUGGCAGCUGAGAUGAAGAUCAGCAACGGCUCUGUAGUGUGUAAAGCUCUGGGACAGAUGUGGUGGUCUCUGACUGCCCAGCAGAAGGAGGAGUACUACCAGCGAGCCCUGCUUGAGAGAAGACUGCAUGAACAGCAACACCUAGACUGCCCCAGGGUCGAACACGCGAUUAAGAAGAGAAGAAGAAGGAGCACAAAAGCACAAGAGCAGGACUGCCAGCCCCCCCGAGGUCGAUCCUGUCUUGACAGCUUUGUAGCCGAUUUUUACCCUGGAUCUAUCACUGCUGAGUUGCCAGACUUAAGCAAACUCUAUGGACCCGACUUCAUGGAGGAAUUUAGCAAUUUAGAGGGGACCGGUUUCUCGGCCAGGGGAAUUCAUAUUUAGUCACCUUUUUAUUCUUUGUUUUUGUGCUGACAAGUCCUUGUGGAAACAUCUGCCUUCCGCGCCAUUUUCUUGCCAACAAUGGAUCCCAGCGACGUGGUGCAGGAGAGACAUCCAUCAUAAGAGCAGCUCCUGAAAACAAGAGAGGCACAUUUCAUCAUCUGGAGUACAAUACAGUUGGCUUCACCAAACUUUGUUGUGCAUCUGUGUGUGGCAGAGAAAUGCAUAUGAAGCUGUAAUCAAACCAGUGGACUUGUGAACCAGUCCCCUACAAACUCCAGGGGAAAACACUGACAAUGAGGGAGAUAAACAUUGUGAGGUUGUGCUCCAUAGAGCUUAACCUUACACUAACAGUAGACUAACCUUUGGCUGCCUCCUUUCCUUAUGGAUGGAUGCCUGUCUGUGGUGUCCACUUCAACAUCAAUGCCCUCAUUAAAGUAAAAGAUUUCUUUUUUGCUCGUUGCUUUUCUAAACUGAAAAAAAUAAUGUCAAUUUUGUUCUCCUUCCUCAAGCCAUUUAGUCCAUGAUCUAACAAAUGCGCCCUUCGCUCUACAAAAAUGUAGACAGAUUAUCAAGAGGUUAUUUAGUGAGU